UCUCUACUAGCAGCCAAAAAAGGCAUAUAUCAACUCUAAAAAAAACUCACAGAGAGAUACAUGCUCCAUGUAUUUUGCCGGUGUACUAGCAACAGCAAAAUACAAUUUGUUUUAAAGUCAUGGGAAUACUUGACAUUUUACCUCAGACCUCCAGCUCUGUCUCCGUGUUGGGGGCUCUGGUGGUUCUGCUGCUCGUCUAUCUCAUCUCCUCCUUCAGCUUCAGCUCUCAGGAAGACAAGAAUGAACCUCCAGGACCCAGACCGCUUCCUCUGCUUGGUAACCUGCUGCAGCUGGACCUCAAGAAACCCUACAACACAUUACUGAAGUUUUCCAAGAAAUAUGGACCAGUGUUCACCGUCUACUUGGGACCCAAGAAAGUGGUGGUCUUGGCAGGAUACAAGACAGUGAAGGAGGCACUUGUCAACUAUGGUGAAGAGUUUGGAGACAGAGACCCGAUGCUAAUUAUGGUAGAAGUUAGUCAAGGACACGGUGUUUUAUGGUCCAAUGGGGAUUCUUGGAAAGAAAUGAGGCGCUUUGCUUUAACAAACCUGAGGGAUUAUGGGAUGGGUAAAAAGGCAUGUGAGGACAAAAUCAUUGAGGAGAGUCACUACCUCACUGAUGUGUUUAAGAAAUUCAAAGGAGAAGCCUUUGAUACAACCCAACCAGUGAACUAUGCAGUCUCUAAUAUUAUCUGCUCUAUGGUCUAUGGCAGCAGAUUUGAAUAUGAUGAUCCAGAGUUUACAUCUCUGGUAGAUCGAACAAACAGGAACGCUCAAAUUGUGGGCUCUCCAUCAAUACAGAUAUACAACCUGUUCCCGUGGAUCGGUAGAUGGAUCGCUAACUGGGAGACAUUCCACAAAGUGGCUGACGCCAAUAAGAAACAGAACUUAGAGCUGUUCAGACGUCUGAAAGAGACCCUCAAUCCACACAUGUGCAGAGGAUUUGUGGACGCCUUUCUGGUCCGAAAGGAACAACUGGAGAAGUCUGAGAUUACCAACAGUCACUUCCAUAGUGAGAACCUUCUAAUGACAGUUAUUCAUUUGUUUGGUGCUGGCACUGAUACAACUGCCACUACACUCAGAUGGGCACUCCUGUUUAUGACUAAAUAUCCAACAAUACAAGACCAGGUCCAAGAGGAGCUGAGCAGGGUGAUAGGAAGUCGUCAGGUGCAGGUUGAAGACAGGAAGAACCUGCCUUUCACUGAUGCUGUCAUCCAUGAGACACAGAGACUGGCCAACAUCCUCCCCAUGGCCCUGCCUCAUAAAACAACCCAAGACGUCACCUUCCAGGGUCACUUCAUUAAGAAGGGGACCACAGUGUAUCCUCUCCUGACCUCUGUCCUGUACGAUGAGAGUGAGUGGGAGAGACCUCACUCCUUUUAUCCUGCUCACUUCCUGGACAAAGAUGGAAAGUUUGUCAAGCGAGACGCCUUCAUGCCUUUUUCUGCAGGUCGCAGGGUUUGUCUCGGAGAGAGUCUGGCCAGGAUGGAGCUCUUCAUCUUCUUCACCACCCUCCUGCAGCACUUUCGUUUCUCUCCUCCACCUGGAGUUUCAGAGGAUGAACUGGAUCUGACUCCACGUAUGGGCCUCUCACUCAACCCUGCGCCUCAUAAACUUUGUGCUGUUUCCCUAAUGUGAGGAGGAGGUAGUAACAGUAAUAACUAGUAAUGUUUUCGUUGGUGUAAAAUCUCCUGAAAGUAAAGAUGGUUGUGUUUUCAUUAGCUUAAAAUGAGGCCUAUAUGUGUACAUAUGGUGCCAGUCGUCUUCCACGAAGCACGCCAUCUUGCAUCGCCAUUUUUUCUACAGUAGCCCAGAGUGGACAAAUCUGCAAUCUGCAACUUCACCACUAGAUGCCACUAAAUCCUGCACACUGAUCCUUUAAGCUACAUAUUCAGAGGGACUCCUGUCCUAGCAAUGGGUUAGCAUCAAUGGCUACGUACUAUGCCUGCAGAGCAAUAGCAUCUGUAACAAAUCUCUCUUAUAACUUGUGAUGCAAAAUGAAAAUGUCAUAUUUUGAUGCAAUUGUCCACAAUAAAUAAUGCUGCAUUAA
Messenger RNA from Lates calcarifer (barramundi perch), 2049 nucleotides. Its product is annotated as cytochrome P450 2K1. Gene Ontology annotation, cellular component: cytoplasm; intracellular membrane-bounded organelle. The transcript has 9 exons. Gene Ontology annotation, molecular function: oxidoreductase activity, acting on paired donors, with incorporation or reduction of molecular oxygen, reduced flavin or flavoprotein as one donor, and incorporation of one atom of oxygen; iron ion binding; heme binding. Gene Ontology annotation, biological process: xenobiotic metabolic process. The record is from RefSeq and is a predicted model, not a curated record. Lineage: Eukaryota; Metazoa; Chordata; Actinopteri; Centropomidae. Bases 120 to 1637 code for a protein of 505 amino acids.